AUGAAGGCAAUUGGCGUGGAGAACUACGGUCCUAUUGACCGUCUCGAAGCUCGGGAAGUCCCGAAGCCGACAGACCUUCAGCCUCGGGAUCUUCUGGUUCGAAUCAAAGGUGUUGCUGUGAACCCGGUGGAUACGAAAGUACGGAAUGACUACUACGAUCGCGUUCCUCGACCAUUCCAAAUCACCGGGUACGAUGCAUCAGGCAUUGUCGAAGCCGUUGGAUCACAAUGCUCGCUUUUCAGUGUUGGCGAUGAGGUAUACUACUCGGGAAGCCCCAUCAGACAGGGAUCGAAUGCCGAGUAUCAACUAGUAGAUGAGAGGAGUGUUGGUCACAAGCCGAAAAGACUCGAUUUCGUGGAGUCGGCUGCCAUGCCGUUGACGUAUAUCACAGCGUAUGAAGCUCUUGUCGAAAGACUGGAGAUACAAAAGGGUGAAAAAGCAGCCCUCCUCAUCAUCAACGGGGCCGGCGGCGUGGGUGCCAUGGCUACCCAGAUUGCACGUGUUGUGUUGGAUCUUCCUGUGGUCAUCACGACAGCGUCACGCCCGGAGACAAUCCAGUUUACGAAAGACAUGGGUGCGACUCACGUUGUCAACCAUAGGGAGGAUGUUACUAGUCAGGUCGAGAAAUUCAACCUCGAUGUACCUGUGAAGUAUAUCUUCAUUACACACUCGACAGACCAGUACAUGGAUACGUGUGCUCGGGUCUGCGCGCCGUUUGGCAAGGUCUGCUCGAUCGUCCAAGGUCAAGCUAAGAUGUAUGGAACGGAGUUCAUGUCGAAGUCGUUGAUGUUUGUCUGGUGUCUGCUUGGAACCAAGCCGUAUCAUAAGGUGGAUGUCGAAUCGCACCAUCGCAUUCUGGAAGAGCUUACAGACUUGAUUGAUGCGAACAAGAUCAAGUGCCAUCUCACGAAGCGACUGAGAUUGACGCUUGACGGUGUGAAGAAAGGACAUGAGCUAUUGCAGUCUGGUGGGAGUAUAGGCAAAGUCGGGUUAGGCGUAGAUGAGCGUGGACCUGGAGAGAUCUUUGCAUAG
Molecule: messenger RNA, 1032 nt
Organism: Aspergillus costaricaensis CBS 115574
Lineage: Eukaryota; Fungi; Ascomycota; Eurotiomycetes; Eurotiales; Aspergillaceae
Product: zinc-binding alcohol dehydrogenase family protein
Exons: 4
Coding region: 1-1032 (343 amino acids)
Molecular function (GO): zinc ion binding; oxidoreductase activity
Source: RefSeq, a predicted model, not a curated record